Molecule: messenger RNA, 946 nt
Organism: Xenopus tropicalis (tropical clawed frog)
Lineage: Eukaryota; Metazoa; Chordata; Amphibia; Anura; Pipidae
Source: RefSeq, a predicted model, not a curated record
CUUAAAGUCUGCACUGUAAAAUAUGACUUUUUAUGAUGGCCAGUAUCCGUUUUAUCCUCAUGAAAGGAAACCAUGGGUCUUUAAUGUCCAGUGCAUCAUUAUCAUCAUUGUCUUUUUGGUUUUUGCCCUGUCCUUUAUAGUCAUACUGCCUGGAAUUAGAGGUAGAGGGAGAAUAUCCUGGGCAUGUAGAAUCAUAACAAGCCUAUUUAUUGGAACCGUAAUAGUCGCUGUUAACUUUACCUCGGACUGGGAGGUGGGAUCAGUGAGUGCAACAACUACAUAUAAAUCCUUCAGUAAUGCUGUUGUAAAUGCUGAUAUUGGACUACGUGUGGGGCUUAAUGGCAUUAAUGUUACUCUUAAAGGAAAUCCUAUUCAUCAAAUUAAUGAAACAAUAAACUACAAUGAGGAGUUUGCUUGGAGCUUUGGAUCAGAUUAUAAUCAAUAUUAUGACGACGGACUUAAAAAAGGUCUUCCAAAUCCCAUUCUGUAUGUGGCUGAAAAAUUCACCCAGUAUAAUCCGUGUGGGAUGUUUGCCCAGUACAGAAUAUCUGGUCAUUAUGCAUCGGCCUGCAUGUGGGUGGCGUUUUGUUCUUGGAUAAUCUGCAAUAUCCUCUUUUCCAUGCCGUCUUUUAUUUAUGGAGCUUAUAUGAUCUUGGUGACAGCAGCUUUUAUUAUAUUCUCACUAAUUUCAUUCUCAACUGUUAGAAAUGUCUCAUUUUGUAAUAUUCAGUUUGGGACAGACGUUCUGAAAACAGAGUUUGGACCCUCUUUUUGGCUGACUCUUGCAACAGGUCUUCUCUGCUUUUUCAUUGGAAUAACAUUCAUCGUGCUAGACCGGUGUGUCCCAGAAAAAUUGAAGGUUUUUUUUAACAUGAUCGAGGAGGAUGAAGAAGAAUACUACCCAGAACUUUAUGUUAAUGAAUAUUGCCAUCACCCAGAUGUAUAA